AUGUUCAGCCUAAAGAGAGCAGCACUCGCCUCCCUCUCCCAACCCCACCAUCGAGCCUCUCCCGUCGGGCUUCUUCGUACAUCCAACAGUUUUCAAUCCAAUCGAUCCACGAUGUCUUCCACUCGAUCCAAAUCGAAUAUCACCUACCAGUAUCAGGACAGUCUGCCCCAACUUCCUGUGCCCGAGCUCGACGCGACUGCUCAGAAGUACUUCCGAUCAAUUCUACCUCUGGUGUCCCCUCAGGAACCUCACUCACCCACUGCCUCUGAUGGAGCGCCCACUCCAGCUUAUAAAUAUACGAAAGCUUGUGUAGAAGAGUUUCUCAAGUCCCCGCUGGUCAAAGAACUUCAAAGCAGAUUGAAGAAACGCGCACAAGAGGAAGGUCGGGAGAGCUGGUUAAGCGAGUGGUGGAACGAAUUGGCAUACAUGGCUUAUCGGGACCCACUGAUCCCAUCCUCGUCCUAUUACAUUGCCCACAAGAUUGAUCAUCAUCGCAGGACUGGACCCAGGAGAGCCGCUGGUUUGGUUCGGGCCAUGAUGGAAUUUAGGCAUCUUACAGAGACUGAGCAGCUUGAACCCGAGCAUAGUCGCACCGGCCCGCUCUGCAUGAACAGCUAUAGAUGGCUCUUCAACUCCUGCCGAUAUCCCGUCAAACCGUCCGACAAGGCCAAGAAGUUCGAUCCCCAAGUCAAUACUCACUUGACAGUCAUCAGGAAGGGUCAAUUUUUCGAGUUCCCGGCCAUCAAACCUGACGGCAGUUGGUUGUCAGAAGCUGAGCUUGAAAUGCAAUUCAAUCGGAUUAUCGAAUUAGCUGGGCCUACUGAAACUAAAUUCCCAGUGGGAGCUCUUACAACUGAACAUCGUGACAUAUGGGCCGAUAUGCGAGAAGAGUUAUGCAAAACUGAUGCACACAAUUCCAAAUCCCUUGAAAGAAUUGAGUCUAGCAUAAUUUGUGUAGCUCUAGAUGAUACUUCUCCGAUCACAAGAGAUGAACUUGGCUUCACAAUCUGGUCCGGUGAUGGCAAAAACAGGUUUUUUGAUAAGCAACAAUUGAUUGUCUGCGAAAACGGUCAGAGCGGUUUCAAUGCCGAACAUUCCUGCAUGGAUGGAACCCCUGUGUCUAGGAUGAACGAUUGGAUGCUUGACGUGCUUGCUAAGAAAAAGAUCGAUUUGGGUUCCAGUUCCGACCCCAAUUUGCCGGCUCCAACCCCCGUGGAAUUCGUACUGUCAGACAUAACGAAGCAGAACAUUUUGAGAUCGGUCACUAAGUUCCAUAACUUGAUGUCCCUCCAGACAUUGGAUGUGUUGGAGUACCCUGGCUAUGGAAAGCGUGUCAUCAAGAAUCAGUUCAAGACAUCCCCAGAUGCGAUCGCACAACUCACGUUCCAAUUGGGACAUUACAAGCUAUUCGGCCGAGUGCCGGUGACCUACGAAUCCUGUCAAACUAGGAAAUUUAAGCUUGGUCGAACAGAAGUAAUCCGAUCGUGUUCUAUUGAAGCUCUCGAGUGGUGCAAAGCCAUGGAAGACGUGCGCGCUGAUUGGCCGGCUCGACUAGAGAAAUUUAAGCUAGCUGCCAAGGCCCAUUUGGCGUAUGCUAAAGAAGCUAGCGAUGGCCAGGGUGUUGAUAGACAUUUGCUUGGAUUGAGACUUUCUUUGAAACCAGGGGAAGAGAUGCCGGCGCUAUUCCAAGAUCCGAUAUACAAAGAAUCAACUAAUUGGAUCUUAUCUACCAGCACGUUACCUUCGGAAUAUUUCAACGGGCUUGGAUAUGGCGCAGUUGUGCCCGAAGGAUUCGGCUUAGCUUACGCCGUCAAUGAGGAAUCAAUGAGGUUCACCGUCACAACUACCACCGGUAAUGGUGCCCGAUUGAAACAUUGCUUACAAGAGGCUGCUGAUGACAUCCACAAGAUGAUGCGAUCUCAAGAAGGUAAAGGUUUACCCGGUGCCAAGCUCUAA
Puccinia triticina is the source of this 1956-nucleotide messenger RNA. RefSeq lists its product as uncharacterized. Lineage: Eukaryota; Fungi; Basidiomycota; Pucciniomycetes; Pucciniales; Pucciniaceae. The transcript is spliced from 8 exons. Gene Ontology annotation, molecular function: carnitine O-acetyltransferase activity. The record is from RefSeq and is a predicted model, not a curated record. Gene Ontology annotation, cellular component: mitochondrion; peroxisome. Gene Ontology annotation, biological process: carnitine metabolic process. The coding region runs from base 1 to 1956 and encodes 651 amino acids.